AUCGGGGACGCCACGCGACUGAUCGACGUCUUGAGGAGCGCCGGUGGAGCAAACCAGAUCACGGCCGGCUCGAAGGAGCUCUCGGUGAUGACACAGCAGCUCUGCCGAUUCCGGUACGCCGCUCUGGGUUCGACGUCUGAGCUGAGUGCCCGGAUAGCAUCCGAGCGGGGAGCAAGAACAGUGACCCUGCCGGGAGGUCAGUUCACCGGAUCCGAAAUUCCAGCACAGAGGCUGCUGAAAUUUAUCAAAUCGCAGCAGAAAAGCGCUUCGAGAGAGACGGAGAGGAUGAUCCAGGGCAUCCAGGGUCUGACCGACAGAAACACGGCCGGCCGCAACGCAGCCGUGGACGCCGUACUGAGCGGGUUCGGGGAGCAAGACGUCCAGCUGACCGCUACCGAUACCGAGGAGAGCAUGCUAGACAACGGCCCAACGGUUAGCGUCCGGUUCGGACCAUCGACAUCCUUCCUAGCGGCGGGGAGGCAGCUGGCGAAGCGCUUCACGCUCAACAGAAAGCAGUCGGUCGCCUUCUUACUCGUCUGCCGGCAGCUCGACCUCGUACACAGUGGCGAGAGUACGCACGGCCAACCUGCUCCCCAGCUGUGCCAGUUCAUCGACGGCGAAGGCGGGACAGGGAAGUCG
Messenger RNA from Ilyonectria robusta, 639 nucleotides. RefSeq lists its product as uncharacterized. The record is from RefSeq and is a predicted model, not a curated record. Lineage: Eukaryota; Fungi; Ascomycota; Sordariomycetes; Hypocreales; Nectriaceae. The annotation marks the transcript as partial. The transcript has a single exon.